UUCUCUCCUUCAUGAAGAUGGCAUCUCCUAGACGAAAAACGAGACUUUCAUCUCCUCCGAUCAGAAUCAGGUAGAUUGAUCACUUUUGAAGUUCAUUUGCUAGCAUUUGCCUCAAAUGGGAGAAAUCUGUCUCAAUAGUGAGCCAUUGGCUGAAGAUGGAGCAGAUAAGCCAGAUGCGGAAGAAAGAGAUUGUGGAAAGUCGGAGUCCACCGGUGAAAACCAUGUGAGGAAUGUGCCACCAGCUUUAGGGAUGGAGUUUGAGUCAUUUGAAGAUGCUUAUGAAUUUUAUAAUAAGUAUGCUGAAAAAGUGGGAUUUGGGGUUAGAAUAAGAAGUUCUUAUUUUAAGAAACAGAGUAAAGAAAAGUAUGCUGCAGUUCUUUGCUGUAGUUGUGAGGGUUUUAAAAGAUCACUACAGUCUCACAAUAAAAGGCCAGAAGUAAGGACUGGUUGCCAAGCAAUGAUGAGGAUCAAAUUGAGGGAGUCCAAGGGAUGGCAAGUGAUUGAAGUUAAGCUUGAGCAUAAUCAUGUGACUAAUCCAGCAGGUUCACACUUCUACAGAUCACAUAAGGGUGCUGGUUCUGGAACUAAAGGAAAAUUGCAAUUGACUUGUGAUGCAGGAAUACAUACAUGUAAGUAUCAGUCACUUAAUGGAAAAGAUGUUAGUAUGUGCUCAAAGCUUAAAAAAGGAGAUGCACAAGCUGUUUAUGAUUUCCUUUGCUGCAUGCAACAAAAAAGUCCCAACUUCUUUUAUUUGAUGGAUCUUGAUGAAGAUGGACGGUUGGGAAAUGUGUUUUGGGCUGAUGCAAGGUGUAGGGCUGCAUGUGGAUACUUUGGAGAUGUUGUUGCAUUUGAUACAACAUAUCUCACGCACAAAUAUGAUUUGCCAUUUGCACCAUUUGUUGGAGUGAAUCACCAUGGGCAGUAUGUGCUGUUGGGUUGUGGUUUGCUUCUAGAUAAAACAUUUGAGUCAUUUAUAUGGUUAUUCAAGGCAUGGCUUGCAUGUAUGUCAGGUCGCAUUCCUGACGCUAUAAUAACCGAUCAAUGUAAAGUUUUAAAAAAGGCAGUUGUGGAGGUAUUCCCUAGAGCCUGUCAUCGACUUUGUUUAUGGCACAUCAUGCAAAAAGUUCCAGAAAAGUUGCAAAACUUGCGUGAAUAUAGAGCAGUUAAAAUGGCAAUGGAGAGAGCAGUCUAUGAUUCGUUGAGAGUGGAUGAGUUUGAAUCAGCUUGGGAGGACAUGAUUCAGCAAAAUGGAGUUGGGGAUAAUGAAUGGCUUCAAACGUUAUAUGAAGAUCGACAUCAAUGGGUGCCGGCUUUUCUCAAGGAAACAAAUUUUGUAGGAAUGUCAACCACCCAAAGAAGUGAAAGCAUAAAUUCAUAUUUUGAUGGAUUUGUGCAUGCAAGAACCUCAUUAAAGGAGUUCCUUGAUAAUUAUGAGCUUGCUCUAGAGAAGAGGCGUUCUGAAGAAUUCCAGGCAGAUCUUUCAUCAAUCCACUCAAAGCCUGUGUUGAAGACAAGAAGUUAUUAUGAAAAACAACUCUCUGAAGUGUACACAAUGAAUAUGUUUAAGAAGUUCCAAAAAGAGGUGGAAGAGAUGCUUUCGUGUUUUAACACAACACAAGUACAGGUUAAUGGGCCAGUCAUAACGUACACUGUCAAGGAACGUGUUGAGGGUAAUGAGAGUGAGAUCAAGGAUUAUGAAGUUCUUUAUAAUACCGUUGAAGUGGAGGUUAAUUGCAUUUGCAAUCAGUUUAACUUUAAAGGGUACUUGUGUAGACAUGCACUUAGUGUCCUCCACUAUAAUGGAAUUGAAGAAAUCCCGUCUCGAUACAUUUUGCCUCGUUGGAGGAAGGAUUUUAAAUGUAUUUAUGUACUGGAAAAUAGCUCAAAUGAUGUUGAUUUUGAUAACCCCGUGACAUGGUAUGAUGAAUUGUACAAACGUGCUAUCCAAGUUGUGGAGGGAGGGGUGAUAUCUCAAGAACAUUUCAAGGUUGCUUUGCAAGCACUAGAAGAGUCAUUGGGUAAAGUUUAUGAUAUAAGGGCUUUUGGCUCAAAAAAGGCAUCCACAGUAAAAGAACCUUCACAAGUAAAGCGACGAGGUCGGCCAAAGCAAAAUGGAUCCCAAUGUCUCACAGAUACGGGAAAAAGUACUCGAGGAGUACAAGAGGUUGACAACCUAUGUGCAGAAUCCAAUUUUCAAGUACUACCAAAUCUUGGCACCCCUAUUAGUACGCCGGAGAGUAUAUUUCAACCAGAAUUAGUUGGGUUGCAUUGGGUUAUAGGUUUCGGGUUUCAUGGUUUCCAUGUUACAGGUUGCAGGUUUCAUGGUUCCAGGUGGUCUAAUGUCUUUUUCUGGUGAUCCUUCUCUCUCUCUGGGCAUUUCCCAGCAACUCUCCAGCCAGCAUAGUGGAAGCCCUUCCAGGUGAGGGUGUGUUAGCUACCAGUGACCUGUCUUGUAUAUAAGAUGAAUUAUAUAUUUUACUUCUGACCUUGGCAAAAAGGAGAGGAAGAAAGAAACUAACACAUGCACAUUACAGGGACAAUUUUCACUAUCCAACCAACCCUCCAUGGUCCACUUGAUCUCAUGCGUCAUGACCAGAUUUCUUGGUUGCGGUGGAGUGAUCUCUAAAUCUAAUUGUUUUAUCUUGGAAAUUGAGUGAACUUGUCUUAUGAUAUUGAAUGCUAUAUUUAGAUAAUUUGAAACGUGGAUGAAGGAAAUCUUUAAUAAUGGUGGAAGCACAGAUCAUUGACCAUUCAAAUUUGGUUCUAUUUUUGGGUCCUCCAUGGAAGUCUAACAAGUGCAUGUUCACAAACUGGAGAUACUCAUGGAAGCAUGUGCUUGGUUGUUUGAAGAGUUUACCCUUUCUUUUAACCAUCAGUUGUAUAGGAUUUUGGAGAAGUAGAUUUGCCUUGUGUAGGGAUCUUCAAGACAGCUUGUAAGACUAAUUUUUUUUGUUGUAUACCUUGUGUAUAGCAGACAGAUUAUACACUGUACAGAUCCUGCAAACUUUUGUUUUACCAAUGGGAUUGUCCCUUUCUUUAGUUACAUCAA
Telopea speciosissima is the source of this 3049-nucleotide messenger RNA. Its product is annotated as protein FAR1-RELATED SEQUENCE 6-like. Gene Ontology annotation, molecular function: zinc ion binding. The transcript has 4 exons. The coding region runs from base 116 to 2356 and encodes 746 amino acids. The record is from RefSeq and is a predicted model, not a curated record. Gene Ontology annotation, biological process: regulation of DNA-templated transcription. Lineage: Eukaryota; Viridiplantae; Streptophyta; Magnoliopsida; Proteales; Proteaceae.